AUGGGGAACUCAGUCUCUUCAUCUGUCUCUUCCACGAUUCCAAAUCCAUUUUUUCUCUCUUUCUCUGAUCAACCUGGUUUGAUACUCGUCACUCAACAACUUAAUGAAGACAAUUACCAUUCAUGGAGUCGUGCAAUGCAAAAGGCUCUCAAUGCCAAGUUAAAACUUGGUUUCAUCACCGGCUCGAUCCUGCAACCAGAUCCGGACGCUGAGCCAGAGAAAUUUGAGAAUUGGCAAUGCGUCAACGACAUGAUUCCGCUCAAGAACUGGAAUGACCUCAAAGAUCGCUUUCAACAUGACAAUGGCCCACGUGUGUUCGAGUUGAAGCGCGAAUUAAUGAAUCUUCGUCAAGAAGCGCUGUCAAUUUCUCAAUACUUCACCAAGAUUAAAGUUCUUUGGGAAGAAUUGAACUCAUAUCGACCUGUCCAGUGUAACUGCGGAGAUGCUCGUACCAUGCAAGAGUUCCUCCAAGCUGAGUAUGUGCACUGUUUCUUGAUGGGAUUAGAUGAAUCCUACUCUUAA
Messenger RNA from Arachis ipaensis, 522 nucleotides. Lineage: Eukaryota; Viridiplantae; Streptophyta; Magnoliopsida; Fabales; Fabaceae. The record is from RefSeq and is a predicted model, not a curated record.